GACCAUGUCGACGACUUCCCCUCCUCCUCCUCCUCCGCCGCCGCCGCCGCCACCGCCGCCGCCACCUCUUCCUCAUCCUCCUCCCCGCCGUCCUCCUCGAUGGAGGUACGAUGUGUUCGUGAGCUUCCGAGGCAAAGAUGUGAGGAGAAACUUCGUAGCGCACCUCUUCUCCGAUCUCCGGCGGGCCUCCAUCCAAUUCUUCAGAGACAACGCGAGAGAAGACAUUGGGGAAGAGAUCAAAUCCAAGCUUUUCGAAGCGAUAUGGCAUGCGAGGAUUGCCCUGAUCGUGUUCUCCAGGAACUACGCCGACUCGAAGUGGUGCAUGAACGAGCUGGUCGAGAUCCUGGAGUGCAAGAAGAGGUACGGAACCCAUGGUCACCUGGUUGUUCCCAUCUUCCACGAGGUAGAAGCCGGAGACAUUUCGAACUUCGAUGGCGGAAGUGAAUUCGCUCAAGGGUUUGCGAGAUUGUGUGGAAAGGCGACAGAUGCUGAGCAGAUACAGAAAUGGAGGGACGCCCUGAGAGAGACUAAGCAAUUGACAGGAUUCGACUUGCGGAACGACGCCGGAGGGGAUGAAGGGAGACUUGCGGACAUAAUAGUAGAGUACCUUGUGGAGAAAAUCCGCGAAACACGGCCACUCUACUUUGUGAAAAACGCAAUAGGAGUGGAUGUCUUGGUACAUGAGGUGAUUUCUUUACUUGGAAAGGGCCAAGAGGAGGACGUGCGCGCGAUAGGCAUAUGUGGAGCAGAAGGAAUAGGGAAGACGGUGGCGUCCAGAGUCAUUUGCAAUAGCAUUCGCAGCGAUUUUGAGUGUUUUGUAUUUCUUGAUAAAAUUGGAGAAGCAGAUCGCAACAAUCUUGUAGGUCUAUUAGGCCUACAAAAGAAGCUGCUCCAUAAUCUAAUAAAGGUGGAAGGAUGGAGGAUGUAUGACGACAUUCAGACCAACAUCGACGAGAUAAAUAGUAACAUGUGCCUUAAAAGGAUACUUCUUGUUCUUGAUAAUGUUACUAGGAAAGAACAGAUUGACUACUUCGGGGCCGGAGAGCGAGAACUGCUGUGUCCCGGGAGCAGAAUUUUGAUCACAACCAGAGACCAAAACUUGCUAAAAGAUCUCAAGGUAGACGACAAGUAUAUCAUCAAAGGUUUGCACCCGAAUGAAGCACUUCAGCUCUUUCGCCGCCAUGCCUUGAAGAGAGAAGAACCUCAAGAAGGCUAUGAGGAGUUGUCCCAAAGUCUAGCUCAUUAUGCAGGAGGUCAUCCAUUGUCUCUUAAAAGGCUGGGUUCAUCCCUAAACGGCAAGUCAAAACAUCAAUGGCAUCAGACAUUGGAGAAGUUGGUUAAAAGCCCUUAUCUCGAUUCUCUCUUUUGUUCGUUCUUGUCAGUUGGGCCACAUGGAGGUCAAGGCGGUGAUGCUUUUGAUGAUGGGGCACACACUGGGGUGAGGCAAAUUAGGCUCUACGGACAGUCAGUUAUUGAUGCCAUCACCAUCGACUAUGAUCAGGACGGGUGUUUGGAGAGAUCCUCCCAGCACGGUGGACGUGUCCAUGACAAUGAAACGCUGGUGAGAUUGGAUCAUCCAAGUGAAUACCUAAUUUCUAUAUCAGGCCAUAUUGAUGAUUAUGGUGGUCAUGAUGUUGUCCGGUCUCUCAAGAUCCGCAGCAACAAGAAGACGUAUGGACCAUUUGGAUCUGAACAAGGACAGCCUUUUGAUCUCUCACAUUCAGAUGGAAAGAUUAUCGGGUUUCAUGGGAAAUGUGGCAGCCAUCUCCACUCAAUCGGAGCACAUUUUGGGCCGAUUUCUCACGCGUAUCCAUUUGAUGUUGUGGGACCAUUUGGUGGUGAUAGUGGUAUGGACAUUUGGGACGACAGAAAAUAUGUGGAUGUGAGGCAAAUUGUCAUAGGCUUCGAUUCAGCAAUUAAGUCCAUCUCUAUCUUAUACGAUGAACACGGACGUCCAGUUGGUCCGUUCACACAUGGCCCAAGUGGAGGAGGCAAAACAUAUACGAUCAAGCUUGACCAUCCAAGUGAGUACUUGACAUCCAUAUCGGGCUAUACUGAAGAGGUUUCUGGACUCACCAUUCUUCAAUCAUUGACAAUUCAUACUAAUAGAAGGGAUCAUGGACCGAUUGGAACAAAUAGUAAAGGGAGGCAUUUUUCAUUUCCAUACACCGGCGGCAAAAUUGUCGGGUUUCAUGGGACUUGCGAUGGCCCUCGUCUCGAGUCCAUCGGAGCUUUUUAUGAGCCGAUUCCUCAUACAUAUCCCAUUAAGGUUUUCGGGCCUUUUGGAAGGAAAGGCCAAAAAUCCUGGGAUUUUGUUGAUUUAAAGGGGAUUGAUGUUCUCUACACAGAUUUCAUCAAGUCCAUUACUUUUGAAGUCGAUGACGCCACCAGCUCCGAACCGCAAACUAAUUAUGGUGAAAAUGGCAGGGAGAAUACUUUCAAGGCUAAACUGAGAAAGGGAGAGUACAUAACUUCUUUUGCUGGAUAUCUCAAAAAUGCAAAUGAUAGUGGGACUCUGAUCAACUCGCUGACAUUUCAAACCAACGAAAGAACUUUGGGACCGAUUGGUAGAGAGGAGGGGGAGUACUUCUCCUUACCAUCGGAAGCUGGGAAAGUUAACAGGUUUUUUGGGACAAGUGGUGAUCAUCUGGAAUCUAUCGGAGCAGAGGUCAAACUAUACUCUAACAAGCACUAUCCCUUUAUGUCUGUGGGGUUAUUUGGUCCAUUCAUCAAUAAUUCGAAUGCAUCUUUUUGGGAUGAUGGCAAUAAGCAUACCAAUGUGAGGAAAAUCAUUGUUGAAUUUGAACCGAGAAAAGGGCCAUACAUCCGAUCAAUCACGUUUCAGUAUGAAGAGGAGUGUAAAGAAUUUUGGCAAUCUGAGACACAUGGUGGCAUUGAUGAAAACAACUUCCAUAUAGUAAGGAACGUUGACAUCCAUACGAUCAAAAUACACGAUCCAGAUGAGUAUUUGUCUUCGAUAUCCGGGUAUUAUUAUUCGUCCGGCAUUACUUCUCUCACGUUUCAAACUAACAAAAAGACGAUCGGACCUAUUGGUGAUGAAGUGGGAUGGCACUUCUCAUCUCCUGCAACAGGCGGCAAAAUUGUUGGAUUUUAUGGGAGGAGUCGCGAACAUCUCGAAGCGAUUGGAGCAUAUUUUGAACCGAUCUCGCAUCUCUACCCAAUUAAAUCGAUCGGGCCGUUUGGAGGCCUAGGUGGAUGUGCUUGGGACGACGGGCAAUUCAGCGGUGUGAGGGAAAUUGAGGUAAUGUACGACAGUAUUAUCCGUCACAUUAUGUUUGUGUAUGACAAGAGCGGUGAACGAGUUUGCUCAAGAGUGCACGGUGGCCCCACUGGGGAAGACAAGUCCAACAUCAUCAGGGUUAAAUUGGAUUAUCCACGGGAGUACUUGACAUCGAUAGCUGGUUACAAGCGAGAGGAUGGUGCUAUCGUUCAGUCGCUCACAUUUUACAGUAAUAAAGGAAGACAUGGUCCCUAUGGCAAGGAGACGGGGAAGUACUUUUGGUAUCCUUCAACCGGAAGCAAAAUCAUCGGCUUUUAUGGAACAUGCGGGGAGACUCUCAAAUCCAUAGGAGUGUAUGCAGAGCCCAUACCACACAUGUAUCCUUUCAAAACCAUUGGACCCUUUGGAGGCUCUGGUGGUACUCCAUGGGAUGAUGGAGUGCAUACUGAUGUGAGGGCAUUUCAUAUCAUUGCCAGCGACGUAAUUCACUCCAUCGGCAUUGUGUACGAUAACAAUGGUUCCAUCGUCGACCACAUUCAACGCGGCCAUGGAGCCAGCUGGGUCAUUCUGGAUUAUCCCAAGGAGCGUCUAGUUUCGAUAUCGGGUUGCAUGAACGGAAAUGGAAACGCUCCUCACACUAUCAUCCGCAGCCUGAACAUACGUACCACGAAGGCCAUUUACGGGCCGUACGGAUCGAAGGAUGCUUUCGGAAGGUUAACGGAAUUUUGUAUCCCGCCGGCAUCAGGUGGUGGCAGGAUCGUUGGCUUUUUCGGAAGUGUGGGAUCACGUCUUAAUUCUAUCGGAGCGCGUUUGGAACCAAGCAAUGAAAGAACUUCUGGACCAAUUGGUGUAGAAGACGGGAAGUACAUUUAUAUUCCAUCAACUGAUAAAAAGAUCGCGGGUUUCAUGGGAGGUGUGGAAUCUAUCUUGAUGCACUUGGAGCACAUUUUGAGCCUUGACAGGCUAAGCUCUAUGUGCGCCUUGCAGUUGAUGUUUGACUUCACAUUUAAUGUGUAUCAUCACAUAGGCCGGAGCUUCAAAUCAAUGUCUGAAACCGUCCACCGCCUCCUCUUAAAGAUACUUGGCCGUCCACCACCUCCUCCACUGCCGCCGCCGUCGCCGCCGCCGCCGCCGCCGCCGCCGCCUCCUCCUCCUUCUCAUCGUCCUCAAUGGAAGUACGAUGUGUUCGUGAGCUUCCGAGGAGAGGAUCUGAGGAGGAACUUCAUAUCGCACCUCUUCUCUGCUUUGAGGGAGGCCUCCAUUCAAUUCUUCAGGGACAACGCGAGAGAAGACAUUGGGGAAGAAAUCAAAUCCAAGCUUUUCAAAGCGAUAUGGCACGCGAGGAUUGCCCUGAUCGUGUUCUCCAGAAACUACGCCGACUCGAAGUGGUGCAUGAACGAGCUGGUCGAGAUCCUGGAGUGCAAGAAGAGGUUCGGGAACCAUGGUCACCUGGUUGUUCCCAUCUUCCACGAGGUAAAAGCCGGAGACAUUUCGAACUUCGAGGGCGGAAGUGAAUUCGCUCAAGGUUUUGCGAGAUUGUGUGGAGACGCGACAGAUGAAGGGCAGAUACAGAAAUGGAGGGACGCCCUGAGAGAGACUAAGCAAUUGACAGGAUUCGGCUCGCGGAAUGACGCCGGAGGGGAUGAAGGGAGACUUGCGGACAUAAUAGUAGAGUACCUUGUGGAGAAAAUCCGCGAAACACGGCCACCCUACUUUGUGAAAAACGCAAUAGGAGUGGAUGUCUUGGUACAUGAGGUGAUUUCUUUACUUGGAAAGGGCCAAGAGGAGGACGUGCGCGUGAUAGGCAUAUGUGGAGCAGAAGGAAUAGGGAAGACGGUGGCAUCCAGAGUCAUUUGCGAUAGCAUUCGCAGCGAUUUUGAGUGUUUUGUCUUUCUUGAUAAAAUUGGAGAAGCAGAUCGCAACAAUCUUGUAGGUCUAUUAGGCCUACAAAAGAAGCUGCUCCAUAAUCUAAUAAAGGUGGAAGGAUGGAGGAUGUAUGACGACAUUCAGACCAACAUCGACGAGAUAAAUAGUAACAUGUGCCGUAAAAGGAUACUUCUUGUUCUUGAUAAUGUUACUAGGAAAGAACAGAUUGACUACUUCGGGGCCGGAGAGCGAGAACUGCUGUGUCCCGGGAGCAGAAUUUUGAUCACAACCAGAGACCAAAACUUGCUAAAAGAUCUCAAGGUAGAUGACAAGUAUAUCGUCAAAGGUUUGCUUCCAAAUGAAGCGCUUCGGCUCUUUCGCCGCCAUGCCUUGAAGAGAGAAGAACCUCAAGAAGGCUAUGAGGAGUUGUCCCGAAGUCUAGCUCAUUAUGCAGGAGGUCAUCCAUUGUCUCUUAAAAGGUUGGGUUCAUCCCUAAACGGCAAGUCCAAAGAUCUAUGGGAUCAGACAUUGGAGAAGUUGAAGAGAAGCCCUUAUCUUGAUUCGCUGUCUCGUUCCUUCUGGUCAGUUGGGCCAUAUGGAGGUCAAGCCGGCGAUGCUUUUGAUGAUGGGGCACACACUGGUGUGAGGCAAAUUAGGCUCUACGGACAGUCAGUUAUUGAUGCCAUCACCAUCGACUAUGAUCAGGACGGGUGUUUGGAGAGAUCCUCCCAGCACGGUGGACGUGUCCAUGACAAUGAAACGCUGGUGAGAUUGGAUCAUCCAAGUGAAUACCUAAUUUCUAUAUCAGGCCAUAUUGAUGAUUAUGGUGGUCAUGAUGUUGUCCGGUCUCUCAAGAUCCGCAGCAACAAGAAGAUGUAUGGACCAUUUGGAUCUGAACAAGGACAGCCUUUUGAUCUCUCACAUUCUGAUGGAAAGAUUAUCGGGUUUCAUGGGAAAUGUGGCAGCCAUCUCCACUCAAUCGGAGCACAUUUCGGGCCGAUUUCUCACGCGUAUCCCUUUGAUGUCGUGGGACCAUUUGGUGGUGAUAGUGGUAUGGACAUUUGGGACUACGGAAAAUAUGUGGACGUGAGGCAAAUCGUCAUAGGCUUCGAUUCAGCAAUUAAGUCCAUCUCUAUCUUAUACGAUGAACACGGACGUCCAGUUGGUCCGUUCACACAUGGCCCAAGUGGAGGAGGCAAAACAUAUACGAUCAAGCUCGACCAUCCAAGUGAGUACUUGACAUCCAUCUCGGGCUAUACUAAAGAAGUUUCUGGACUCACCAUUCUUCAAUCAUUGACAAUUCAUACUAAUAGAAGGGAUCAUGGACCGAUUGGAACAACUAAUAACGGGAGGCCUUUUUCAUUUCCAUACACCGGCGGCAAAAUUGUCGGGUUUCACGGGACUUGCGAUGGCCCUCGUCUUGAGUCCAUCGGAGCUUUUUAUGAGCCGAUUCCUCAUACAUAUCCCGUUAAGGUUUUCGGGCCUUUUGGAAGGAAAGGCCAAAAAUCCUGGGAUUUUGUUGAUUUAAAGGGGAUUGAUGUUCUCUACACAGAUUUCAUCAAGUCCAUUACUUUUGAAGUCGACGACGCCACCAGCUCCGAACCGCAAACUAAUUAUGGUGAAAAUGGCAGGGAGAAUACUUUCAAGGCUAAACUGAGAAAGGGAGAGUACAUAACUUCUUUUGCUGGAUAUCUCAAAAAUGCAAAUGAUAGUGGCACUCUGAUCAACUCACUCACAUUUCAAACCAACGAAAGAAUAUUGGGACCGAUUGGUAGAGAGGAGGGGGAGUACUUCUCCUUACCAUCGGAAGCUGGGAAAGUUAACAGGUUUUUUGGGACAAGUGGUGAUCAUCUGGUAUCUAUCGGAGCAGAGGUCAAGCUAUACUCUAACAAGCACUAUCCCUUUAUGUCUGUGGGAUUAUUUGGUCCAUUCAUCAAUAAUUCGAAUGCAUCUUUUUGGGAUGAUGGCAAUAAGCAUACCAAUGUGAGGAAAUUCAUUGUUGAAUUUGAACCGAGAAAAGGGCCAUACAUCCGAUCAAUCACGUUUCAGUAUGAAGAAGAGUGUAAAGAAUUGUGGCAAUCUGAGACACAUGGUGGCAUUGAUGAAAACAACUUCCAUAUAGUAAGGAACAUCAACAUCCAUAUGAUCAAAAUACAUGAUCCAGAUGAGUAUUUGUCUUCGAUAUCCGGGUAUAGUUAUUCGUCCGGCAUUACUUCUCUCACGUUUCAAACUAACAAAAAAACGAUCGGACCUAUUGGUGAUGAAGUGCGAUGGCACUUCUCAUCUCCUGCAACGGGCGGCAAAAUUGUUGGAUUUUAUGGGAGGAGUGGUGAGCAUCUUGAAUUAAUUGGGGCAUAUUUUGAACCGAUCUCGCAUCUCUACUCAAUUAAAUUAAUCGGGCCAUUUGGAGGCCUAGGUGGAUGUGCUUGGGACGACGGGCAAUUCAGCGGUGUGAGGGAAAUUGAGGUAAUGUACGACAAUAUUAUCCGUCACAUUAUGUUUGUGUAUGACAAGAGCGGUGAACGAAUUUGCUCAGGAGUGCACGGUGGCCCCACUGGGGAAGACAAGUCCAACGUCAUCAGGGUUAAAUUGGAUUAUCCACGGGAGUACUUGACAUCGAUAUCUGGUUACAAGCGAGAGGAUGGUGCUAUCGUUCAGUCGCUCACAUUUUACAGUAAUAAAGGAAGACAUGGUCCCUAUGGCAAGGAGACGGGGAGGUACUUUUGGUAUCCUUCAACCGGAAGCAAAAUCAUCGGCUUUUAUGGAACAUGCGGGGAGACUCUCAAAUCCAUAGGAGUGUAUGCAGAGCCCAUACCGCACAUGUAUCCUUUUAAAACCAUUGGACCCUUUGGAGGCUCUGGUGGUACUCCAUGGGAUGAUGGAGUGCAUACUGAUGUGUUGGCAUUUCGUAUCUUUGCUAGCGACGUAAUUCACUCCAUCGGCAUUGUGUACGAUAACAAUGGUUCCAUCGUCGACCACAUUCAACGCGGCCAAGGAGCCAGCUGGGUCAUUCUGGAUUAUCCCAAGGAGUCUCUAGUUUCGAUAUCGGGUUGCAUGAACGGAAAUGGAAACGCUCCUCGCACUAUCAUCCGCAGCCUGAACAUACGUACCACGAAGGCCAUUUACGGGCCGUACGGAUCGAAGAAUGCUUUCGGAAGGUUAAUGGAAUUUUGUAUCCCGCCGGCAUCAGGUGGUGGCAGGAUCGUUGGCUUUUUCGGAAGUGCGGGAUCACGUCUUAAUUCUAUCGGGGCGCGUUUGGAACCAUAUUAAAGUUAAACCCCCUUCCCUCCCCCGAGCUGUAUUUUUAUCUACGUUUUUUUGUCUUUGGCUUGUGAAUUGUAAGAAUCUUCUUUUUAAUUUAUUUUUUUUAAA
Messenger RNA from Syzygium oleosum, 8479 nucleotides. RefSeq lists its product as uncharacterized. Gene Ontology annotation, biological process: signal transduction. The record is from RefSeq and is a predicted model, not a curated record. Gene Ontology annotation, molecular function: ADP binding; carbohydrate binding. Lineage: Eukaryota; Viridiplantae; Streptophyta; Magnoliopsida; Myrtales; Myrtaceae. Bases 5 to 8377 code for a protein of 2790 amino acids. The transcript has 19 exons.